AUGUCUUCUUCCGUUGAAAGUGAUAAAAUAUAUAGGCAUAUAAAUUUAUUUGAUAAUUACAAACAGAAAAUUGACGAAUUUCAAAGUAAAUCUGAUCGGGGAUCAGAAGAUUCAUACUGUAAUAAAGCUAAAUCGAGUGAAAAUAUUAAUAUUCAAGAAUUUUCUACAUUGUGUCCUCAAGCUAUUUCUUUUUUAAAUGAUAAUACAGAAUCAGGUAAAGAUUAUGCUAAGGAUGAAGCUUGUAUAUACUUGUAUUAUUGGUUGUAUGUUGAACUUAAUAAUAAAAAUAAAGCAUAUAGUGAUAUUAAAAAAUGUUAUGAUGGAUUCCUACAGGCAUACAAAAAUUUGGCAGUUUCUACAUGCGAGUAUUACGAGAAUAACAUUACUGAACUUAUAUUAAAAAAAAUCAAAGAUAUAUAUGACAUGAAUAAAGGAAUUCAAAAUAUGGAGCAAAAAGGGGAAUCGUACUGUAAUGAUAAAUGUACAUGUGCCAAAAAAUGCUUUGAUAUAUAUAAGACAUACAUGAAUGAAUGUAAAUCCAACAAUGACAAUGAUUUUUGCAAUGCUUUAGAAAAUGUUCGAGUCAAAUAUAAUGAAAAAAUGUCAGGUCAAAAUUGUGAAAAUGAUACUCCUCAAGCAAUACAUUCAUUGCAACCCUAUAGUAUCAGAAUUCCUAUAUUAUUUUCAAUUGGUAUCAUAUUAAGCAUGUGCCUUUUUCUAUUUAUCUUGUAUAAAUAUACGCCGUAUGAUUCAUUCUUUCGAUGUGCAAGAGUAAGAAAAAAAAUUAAGUGGAAUAAUGUAGAUAAUAAUGGGAAUAUACUACAAUUGUAUGAAAUAUCAAAUGGAAAUUUUAAUAAUAAUAAAUGUCAUAUAUUAUACAAUACUUCCUAA
Molecule: messenger RNA, 891 nt
Organism: Plasmodium gonderi
Lineage: Eukaryota; Apicomplexa; Aconoidasida; Haemosporida; Plasmodiidae
Product: variable surface protein
Exons: 3
Coding region: 1-891 (296 amino acids)
Source: RefSeq, a predicted model, not a curated record